CGAUAACUAAUGUUGACUAAAAAAUAAUUAUUAAUCAGCCAUUUUGCCUAGUGAACUACCAAAUUUGUGGAUUUUCUAAUAAAAGUUUUUGUGUCAUUUUGAGGUGGAGCUCGGGCACCCCAAAAGAGGCAGCCUAUCCGCUGCACCGAAUUUUAAAAAGUUUUUGUUAAGAUAAUUAAAAGAAAAAUAAAGCUCUUAAUAUGACGGAGAAAAUUACUUUGGCUGAUGCCUUGUCUAAUGUGGAGGUUCUGGAUGAGUUGUCUCUACCCGAUGAGCAGCCCUGCAUUGAAGCCCAGCCAUGUUCGGUUAUAUACAAAGCAAAUUUCGAUACGAAUUUUGAAGAUCGCAAUGGGUUUGUGACUGGCAUAGCAAAAUACAUUGAAGAAGCUACAACUCAUGCCAAUUUGAACAUAUUGCUCGAUGAAGGCCAAAAGCAUUCGGUCAUGUUAUAUACUUGGCGAUGUUGUUCCCGGGCCAUUCCACAACCAAAAUCUAACGAACAGCCAAAUCGUGUGGAAAUUUAUGAGAAGACAGUGGAAGUCUUGGCACCGGAAGUGAAUAAGUUAUUAAACUUUAUGUACUUUCAAAGAAAGGCCAUAGAGGCUUUUUCGGGCGAAGUUAAACGCUUGUGUCAUACAGAGAAACGUAAAGAUUUUGUUUCCGAAGCCUAUCUGCUAACUUUGGGACGGUUCAUCAAUAUGUUUGCUGUCCUAGAUGAAUUGAAAAACAUGAAAUCCAGUGUAAAGAACGAUUACAGUACCUAUCGCCGGGCGGCUCAGUUUCUAAAGGUUAUGUCAGAUUCCCAUACACUACAAGAGUCACAGAAUUUGUCCAUGUUUUUGGCAACACAAAACAAGAUUCGCGAUACUGUCAAAGACACCUUGGAGAAGAUUAUGGGCUACGAAGAUCUUCUUUCGGAUGUUGUGAACAUUUGUGUGCACAUGUUUGAAACUAAAAUGUAUUUGACUCCCGAGGAGAAACACAUGUUGGUAAAGGUAAUGGGAUUCGGUCUCUUUCUAAUGGACAGUGACGCGUGCAACAUCAAUAAAUUGGACCAGAAAAAGAAAAUACGCUUAGAUCGUAUUGAUCGAAUUUUCAAGAAUUUAGAAGUGGUUCCCCUAUUUGGAGAUAUGCAAAUUGCUCCAUUCAAUUACAUUAAGCGAAGCAAACAUUACGAUCCCAGCAAAUGGCCUUUGUCGAGUUCAAAUGCUGCCAGUCCCCAGGCAGAUCUCAUGGUACAUUUGCCACAGAUACGUGAAGACCAUGUCAAAUACAUAUCGGAAUUGGCUCGUUAUACCAACGAGGUAACCACAACGGUUAAGGAGAAUCCUUCCGAUGCAGAGAAUAGGGCCACAUCCGAUUUGGCAUUACGUGGUCUACAACUAUUGUCAGAAUGGACAAGUGUCGUGACAGAAUUGUACUCAUGGAAGCUGUUGCAUCCUACUGAUCAUCAUCAGAAUAAGGAGUGUCCUGUAGAGGCAGAGGAAUACGAAAGAGCCACACGCUACAAUUACACAUCAGAGGAGAAAUUCGCACUGAUUGAGGUGAUUGCAAUGAUUAAGGGCUUGCAGGUUCUUAUGGCUCGCAUUGAAACUGUUCUUUGUGAGGCUAUACGUCGCAAUAUUUAUUCUGAGUUGCAAGAUUUUGUACAACUCACGCUGCGUGAGCCUUUAAGAAAGGCGGUUAAGAAUAAAAAGGAUCUUAUACGUAGUAUUAUCAUGUCGGUGAGAGAAACUGCUGCUGAUUGGCAAAAGGGUUUUGAGCCCACCGAUGAUCCCGUGAUUAAGGGUAAAAAGGAUCCCGACGGUGGUUUUCGCAUACAUGUACCACGUCUCAAUGUUGGCCCCUCUUCCACUCAGUUGUACAUGGUGCGCACCAUGUUGGAAUCAUUGAUAGCCGAUAAAUCAGGUGGCAAAAGGACACUGCGCAAAGACAUUGAUGGAAAUUGCCUAAUGCAAAUCGACACCUUUCACAAGACCUCCUUUUAUUGGAGUUACUUGUUGAAUUUCAGUGAUACUUUGCAGAAAUGCUGUGACCUUUCACAGUUGUGGUAUCGCGAAUUCUAUUUGGAGAUGACCAUGGGUCGUAAGGUGAACAAGUGCAUGGUCAGGCAUCAGCACAACGAGGAGUGCAAAGAUUUAAUAACAAUGGAAAAACGUAUUCAAUUUCCCAUUGAAAUGUCUAUGCCUUGGAUAUUGACGGAUCACAUAUUACAAACAAAGGAACCCUCAAUGAUGGAAUUUGUUUUAUAUCCCUUGGAUUUAUAUAACGAUUCGGCCCAUUAUGCAUUGACCGUCUUCCGUAAACAAUUUUUAUAUGAUGAAGUUGAGGCUGAAGUAAAUCUUUGCUUUGAUCAGUUCGUCUACAAAUUGAGUGAGCAAAUAUUUGCUCACUACAAACAAUUGGCCGGAAGCAUUUUCUUAGACAAACGUUUCCGCUUGGAGUGUGAAGUUUUGGGCUUUAACUUCCAAUCAUAUCCUCGAAAUAAUCGUUACGAAACUUUACUAAAGCAAAGACAUGUUCAAUUACUAGGACGGUCCAUUGAUUUGAACAAAUUAAUAACACAACGCAUAAAUGCGAAUAUGCACAAAAGUAUUGAAUUGGCCAUUAGUCGAUUUGAGGGUAAUGAUAUCACAGGCAUAGUGGAACUUGAGGGUCUAUUGGAAUGCAAUCGCAUCUGUCACAAAUUAUUAAGCAAAUACUUGGCUUUAGAUAAUUUCGAGUCAAUGGUAAAAGAAGCCAAUCACAAUGUUUUGGCACCUUAUGGACGCAUAACACUGCAUGUGUUUGUUGAAUUGAAUUAUGAUUUCUUGGUAAAUUAUUGCUACAAUGCAGCCACUAAUAGGUUUGUACGCAGUAAAGUGAAUUUGGCUUCGGCCCAGCAAAUGCAAAGGGAGAAACCUCCACAAAUGUCUCAUUACUAUUUGUGGGGUUCCAAGCAAUUAAAUGCUGCUUAUUCGACACAAUAUGGACAGUAUACAGGUUUUGUUGGAGCACCUCACUUUCAUGCUAUGUGCCGAUUGUUGGGCUAUCAAGGCAUUGCUGUUGUCAUGGACAUCAUACUCAAAGAUAUCGUUAAGCCUUUGAUACAAGGCUCUCUCUUGCAGUUUACCAAAACUCUUAUGAGUGCAAUGCCUAAAUCGUGUAAAUUACCACGUUGUGAAUAUGGUUCGCCGGGAGUGUUGAGCUAUUAUCAAGCUCAUCUCACCGAUAUUGUACAGUAUCCGGAUACAAAAACCGAACUGUUUCAAUCAUUCCGUGAAUUUGGCAAUUGCAUUAUAUUUUGUCUACUAAUUGAGCAGGCAUUGUCUCAGGAGGAAGUUUGUGACUUGUUGCAUGCUGCUUUAUUCCAAAAUAUCUUUCCUAGACCGUUUUGUAAAGAAAAUGAAAAACCGGAGGCAAAGCAAAAGCGUUUGGAGGCUCAAUUUGCCAAUUUACAAAUUGUCUCAAAUGUAGAGAAACUGGGCACAGCCAAGCAAGCCAUGAUUGCCCGUGAAGGCGAUUUGUUGACAAGAGAACGGUUAUGCUGUGGUCUUAGUAUUUUUGAAGUUAUUUUAAAUCGCAUUAAAAGCUAUUUAGAUGAUCCGGUCUGGACUGGUCCAGCACCUGCAAACGGUAUUAUACAUGUGGAUGAAUGCUCCGAAUUUCAUAGGCUGUGGUCAGCCUUACAAUUUGUAUAUUGUAUUCCUGUACGAGGAACAGAAUACACCAUCGAAGAAAUGUUUGGAGAAGGUCUCAACUGGGCUGGCUGUGCCAUGAUUGUAUUACUGGGGCAACAGCGGCGAUUUGAAGCUUUAGAUUUUUGCUAUCACAUCUUGAGGGUACAACGGGUGGAUGGCAAAGAUGAGGAUGUCAAAGGAAUUAAACUUAAACGUAUGGUGGAUCGCAUACGGCGCUUCCAGGUAUUAAAUUCACAAAUUUUUGCUGUUUUGAACAAAUAUUUAAAGGGCAGCGAUGUGGAGGGCUCGAAUGUAGAACAUGUGCGUUGCUUCCCUCCGCCGCAGCAUCCUUCGGUUAUAUCUUCACAUUAUCAGGAUCCCAAUAAACUGCGCCAAAGCAUGAACAAUUAAAACAAAUAACGCAGAUACUCACUUCCUUCAAUGAGCAGUGAGAGCAAUUGACAAAAUAUUUAAACCAACGUAUAAUGAUAUAUAGUUAAUAGAUUUAAUUAUAAACUAAAUUCUUCUUCUUAGCCAGUAUAUUAUUAGAUAUUCGUUUUUUGUUUUUUAUUUUAUUUUAUUUUUUCUUUAUAUAAGUACACAAAAACAUUCAAUGCAACAUCAAGUAUUUCAUUUCCAACUACAAGUAUUUGAAUAACUCUAUCGGCAUUUGAUUAAAAUUUAAGUGCAUCCUACUACCUGCAGACACAACGAUUCCUUUACAAUCACCACAACAAAACACCUGUAUGAAGAGGCCAAAGAUAAAAUUUCAUUUGUUUUUUUUUUUUUUGCUUUUUCCUAUCAAUUCGUUCUCGGUUUCUUUUUGGCUUUAAAAUGAAGAGAUCAAUUCUCUUGCCAUGUAUUCCAAAAAUACCUACCUAUCUAAUGGAAUAGAUUUAUCUUUCGCAAACACGAGGACACUAGAUAUACACAAAGACAUCCAAUAAUAGCACAAUAAAUAAAUGGAAUUGCA
Messenger RNA from Stomoxys calcitrans (stable fly), 4632 nucleotides. RefSeq names its product cytoplasmic FMR1-interacting protein (gene Sra-1). The record is from RefSeq and is a predicted model, not a curated record. Bases 201 to 4070 code for a protein of 1289 amino acids. Gene Ontology annotation, molecular function: small GTPase binding; RNA 7-methylguanosine cap binding. The transcript has 12 exons. Gene Ontology annotation, cellular component: synapse; neuron projection; SCAR complex. Lineage: Eukaryota; Metazoa; Arthropoda; Insecta; Diptera; Muscidae. Gene Ontology annotation, biological process: cell projection assembly; regulation of translation; cell morphogenesis.